This is a messenger RNA of Fraxinus pennsylvanica, 1311 nucleotides long. The record is from the annotation of a GenBank genome assembly. Lineage: Eukaryota; Viridiplantae; Streptophyta; Magnoliopsida; Lamiales; Oleaceae.
AUGGAGACAAGAGAAAACAAGAGGAUGAGAAAUCAAGAAUCAUCGGAUAGAGAAAAACAAGAAGAAUUUGAAUCUGAUAAAUUAGGCAGUUUACCCGACAGUAUAUUGACUCAUAUACUUUCUUUGAUUGAUACGAGGACCGCCGUCCAAACAUCAGUGCUGUCCAAACGCUACAGACUUCUGUGGACUUCAUUGCCAAGUCUCAAUUUUUACUAUUUUGGCAAAUCCCGACUUAAUUUUACUUCACUAGUUGAUCAUGUUUUGGGCUGCAGGGACGAUACUGAUUUGACUGGGUUUCGACUUUCCUUGUACAAGGAAGUGGCCGCAGGUUGUAUUCGCGACUGUAUUUCUUACGCGGUUCAUCGCAAAGUGCAGAAUCUCAGCGUACGUGCUUACACAAAACAUAGUCUUGUCACGUUGACUAGCUUGUUAAAUGCUUCUUCAUCGUUAAGAACUUUGCGUCUUAAUAAUGCGACUUCUUGUAAUAUCGAGUUACCAAAGUCCCUCUCUUUGCAGGAAUUAAAAGUUCUUAUUCUGAAAAAUUUUGUGUUUUCGAGUGAAAAUUACAAUGUGGAUAUUUUCUUAGGGUGUCCAAAUCUUGAGACGUUGAUUCUGAACAAGUGUUUGAUUAGGCAACGGGACAACCUUAAGGCAUUGAAUGUGAAUUGUCCGAACCUUAAAAAUCUCGAGAUAAGGUAUUGGAGGAGUGUUUGGGAACAUUUUGAUGAAUAUGUGAUCAAUGUGACUGCACCUAAACUUGUUUCUUUUAAGUUCCAAGGUCAUAUCCUGAGAGUGAAUUUUAAGGGGGAUUUGUUGUGUUUAGAUGAAGUUUGUGCGGAUCUAUGUUAUCCGACUGCAUGCAAGACAGUUAAUGUGAGACAUAGAAGGAGAAGGACGGCUCAAAGUUUUAUUUAUAUGCUUGGCCAGCUAUGUAAUGUGAAGUCUCUGUUCGUAUCAUUGAAGACCAUUGAGGCUCUAUCUUCCAUUCCUAAUUUUCGAAAAUUUCCUAUACCUUCCAUAUUUCGGAAAUUAAGGUAUAUAAAGUUCACAGUGGAGGAUAAAUACACAGAGAUGAAUGCAUCCAUUGAUACUGUUGCACAAUUGUUGAAGCGAGCGAAGACCAAGUUUCUGGUAUUCAGUCUUACUAAGGAGCAGCUUCUCUCAAUAAAUGUGAAGCCUCCACCGAUGAAAUUGAGGCAUAAGUAUGCAACCCCAAUCACUAUACCAACACACCUGAUGUCUCAUAUAUUAGAAAGCUCUCCUAGUGCAGAAGUCUUAGUAAUUGAAUUACCAAAGGCAGCAUCAGACUAA